Messenger RNA from Tyto alba (common barn owl), 1658 nucleotides. It is a transcript of the gene NPS, whose product is annotated as neuropeptide S. Bases 623 to 874 code for a protein of 83 amino acids. NCBI's taxonomy places the organism in Eukaryota, Metazoa, Chordata, Aves, Strigiformes, Tytonidae. The transcript is spliced from 3 exons. Gene Ontology annotation, biological process: positive regulation of synaptic transmission, glutamatergic; positive regulation of action potential; positive regulation of synaptic transmission, GABAergic. Gene Ontology annotation, cellular component: extracellular region. The record is from RefSeq and is a predicted model, not a curated record.
CUCUCCCCUCUUAGAAUCAGGUCCUGAGGACCAGAGUCUGUCAUAGGUGACUUUUAGGCAGAAUUGGAAACAGAAAGCAGGCUAAAGAAUUUUGCUAGGAUUUUACUGCGAGCAUUUAUAAUAUGAGAUUGAAUGAAAUACAUGCAACCCCCCAGGUUAACCGUUAUCUUCUUCCCAGUGUUCAGACCAGAUGCGACUGGUUUUUCAAAGUGAUUGGGAGAUCUGCUGCCAUAUGAGCCUCUUUCCGUUUCCCACCUGCUGUGUGAACCAUCCUUAAUGAACACAUUUGAUCAUCAUUUCGUCUUCCCUUAGAAAGUCAAAGAAGAGCUGUUUUCCCAUGUUGUUCAAAGUUUCUGUAACCUGCCGCUUUGCUCCAGGCUCCACAAAACAUCAUCCUGUCCGGACCUGCGUGGCCAUCUCCUUGGGGUCCCCUGGGAGCAGCUUGGUGGCCUCACUUGGUUGUCCUCUCACCAUCUUCUCACACUGAAGGUGCCUACAGAGAGUAUCUGAGCACCUCUCACAUCCAAAGCUUGUGAGCUAGAAAUGUGGCUAAAUCCACUCUUUUAGAGGGAUGUGACAAAGUCUAUGCAGGUUAAACUUCGUUUUCAUUCUUUGGAUCUCAAUGAUAUUCGUAUGCUCGGGUUACCCAGUUGUCCCGUCCAUGAGCAGCAAUCCUUUUUAUUUGAAUUGCCAACUGUAUGGAAAAUCUGAUUACUGUCUCGUCCUGCUGAAUAACUGCUUAGCCAAGGUGGGCAGGAAUGAAGAACUGGCUUUUUUAAAGCCUUACCUGGAGAUGCCUUUCAAUAAAAGGUCCUUUCGCAACGGUGUUGGAUCAGGAAUUAAAAAAACUUCCUUUCGAAGAGCAAAGUCAUAAACAAAUGUUCAAAACCACAGCCCCGAUUUUAGCAUCUGAUGUUUAACUUUGCGCUUAAAAUCAUUUUAAUGCUUUUCUAUGAUAAAACCAACAGAGACAAAUGUACCCGUGUCUUCAGCAUGUAAACAGAUGUUUAUUUCAAAGAGCACAAGCCAAGUGGAGCAGAUGGGAUUGCUCAGAAAGGGCUUUGUUUCCAAAGUUACAGUAUCAUAAAGUUUUGUAUUGAAAUGAAUGUUUUCAUUUGGUUAAUUCCCCUUCUUUGUAAAGCCACAGAUUUAAUCAUCUUGCUCUUGAUUAAUACAAAAAUAGUCCUGGGCUUUGAAUAGAUGUGUGCAUGCAGCGUGUCGGGAGGACUGACGGUAUUAUUCCUGACAUCCCUCCUCUCUGCCAUAGAGGCAAACCCACCGGCAAGGCAAGGCAUGCCUGUACUUUUCUCUCCCAAAUCACAUUUAUUUGAAGACAACUGCUCUGGCAAUUUUAAUGCAGAUUUAAAGUAUAUUUCAUUUCAGAUUUCCAAAGAUAUGAAGAGCUACUGGUGAAAGACAGAAUCAGGCCCCACUCGUAACUUCUAGUUUCUUUUUAAUAUAGUUAUUUAAAAUGACUUCAGCAGGAAAUAAUCUCUUGAGACGUGUCAUCUCAUUUCCAGAAGAGUCCUGGGAAAUCACUCUAAGGCAGGGUAUCAGUGCAGUUCCCUUUGCCUCAAUUAAUUGACUUACAUAGGCAACACACAUCUGAUGAAAUGUGCCAAAUGCAGUUUCUGCUCAUCUGCUACAGUUGUGGCGCA